Molecule: messenger RNA, 1425 nt
Organism: Lathyrus sativus (Indian pea)
Lineage: Eukaryota; Viridiplantae; Streptophyta; Magnoliopsida; Fabales; Fabaceae
Source: the annotation of a GenBank genome assembly
AUGAAACCUGAUAAUCUGGAUAGGUCUUUUUCCAAAGUGGUAAGAGGAGAUUACCCUAAGUCUGUUGAUAGGGCCAAGGGAGGAGUUCAAUGCAUAAAACUUGAGUUGGAUGAUGAAUGGUCAAGGAGGUUGAAUCGUAUGAGAGUGGGUGAAGUCAUGGAGGAUGGUAAUGCUUUCAACAUUCAGAAGUUAAUUUUUGAAGAAGGUUAUUUUAACAUUAAGGCUACUCCCUUGGGAGCAUCUCUGUGCUUGUUGGAAGAUACAUCAAGAGGAGACUUAGAAGUGUUUGUCAAGGAAGCUAGAGAAUGGAUAGAUAUUUGGUCCAGAGACAUCCGCAAGUGGCAUAUGGAGGAAAUUGACAGAGUCCGAAUAGUGUGGGUAAAUUGCUAUGGUCUACCUUGUGUCGCCUGGAGUGAGAAAAAUUUCAGGCAGAUUUCUUCUAGUCUGGGAUCGUUUGUUAAGUGUGAUGAGAAGACGAGGAACAAAGAGAAAUUGGACAUAGCGAGAUUUCUUAUUAAAACAAGACUCAGGAAUAUUCUAAAUAACUUGAUUGACAUUGAAGUGAAUAAUCACAGCUUUUCACUAUCAUUCAUAGAAGACCUUUCAUGUGGGCGUGGAGAUCCUUUGUUUGGUGAAGAAGAUGAGGUGAUAGAUUCAGAUAAAUUUGACUCCUCAAACCCUUUAGAAUUAGAUGGCGCGUGGGAGAUACCUGAAGAAGAAGAAGAAAGUGACGAUCUCAAAUCCUUGUACUCUGAGACAGAAGCCAGGGCACCUAAUACUGUUGUCCAAAAGGAAGAUGGUGAUUUUUCUGUGUCAGACAAUGUAUCAGUUGUUGGGGAUAACUUAGGGUUAAGUGUGGAAGGUGAUGGGUCAAGAGGGAAUAAUCAUAAGGGUUCAGCCGCUCUGAUUAGUUCAAAAGGAACUAAACUAGAUAACUCUCUGGCUGACCUAGAACUUAAUCAGUCCAAAGUAGAUUUUGAGGUACCCAGUCUUAAUAGGGAAUUGGUGGUAGAUCUGGGCCUACCUCUUCCAAUUAGUGGGUCUUCUGGAGGAGUUAUUGGGCCUGCUGUUAGAGGUAAAGCUAAAAAGAAAAAACAUCUUCAUGAGGUUUAUAACUGCAUUAAAAUACCCUACACCCCCUCUUAUUUUUCCACUCUGCUUCUCACGUCCCCCAAGGAAAACCUUAGACCUGAGUCGAAAGGAAAAGCUAGGGAGGAAAGUAAGAAGAAUAAGUUGUCUAAAGAAUUUUCAGAGUCUAGUUCAGUUAUAUUGUGCCGCGAAUCGAUAACGACACUAAUAUGGAGAGAGGUUCUGGGAGUUCAGGGCGAAGAUGAAGAGGUUAUUGGGCGAACUCUAAGGAAUUUGAAUAACACAGAUAAGGAUGCUGGUCUAGGCAAGAAGGAUGUAGCUAUAAUUGAUCCAUGA